CCCUGUGCCCAAAUAUUUUAUAAUUUUAUACCUGAUUCCUGAACCUCAGAACCUGAUACGGUGAGGUGAGCAGUUGAGACUUGAGAGAGGCGGAGAGCAGAGAAUCAGAGAGAGGCUGAGGAGGCGGAGGAGCUUCAAGCUUGCUGUCUUGCUUGAGCCUUGAGCUGUUGUCUGUUGAGCAGAUGAGAACAGUGGAGACUGGAGACUAGAGAGAAAGGAUAUAAUCUUGUUGAAAUGAAGUAUGAGAGAAAGGCCCACGAUAGUGUUCAUGCUGCAUUAGCCUCUGAUGAUAUUUUAUGUGAAAUUCUCCUUCGACUGCCAGAAAAAUCCGUUUUUAAACUCAUUCUUGUAUCGAAGAAGUGGCUUCAUUUGAUAUGUAGCAAUUCUUUUCGUUCUAGUUACCACUCUCAUUGGCGGGAAAAUGUUCAUCUUUUGGGCUUCUUUGUAUGCAAUUUUCUAUACCUUGGAAGACCUCGAGAUGGCUUCCGUCGUCCCCCAUGGGAGCCUGCACUUCCAUUAUUGUCCACUUGUAAAGAAGGUGAUGAUUUAAAGUUUUCUGGGAUCCUCAAACAGCUUGGUUAUUUCAUUGACUCUUCCAAUGGCCUUCUUCUUUGUGGUCGCCACCCAAUGACCUAUCAUGUAUGGAAUCCCAUCACAAAGCAACCAUACCAACUUCCUCAACCACAGCAGUUCUAUCGAAGCUUGUGCAUGGCAUUCGUUAUUGAGGAUUCUCGUGAUGAUGCCAUCUGCUAUAAGGUCAUUCGUGCAAAAUGUGUAUGCAAACCUGUUGAUGUCAACACUGUCUCCAUUGAGACUUUCUCUUCAAAGACCAGCACAUGGAAACAAUCUACUCUCACUUGCUCUUCAAGUUUUGCAUUGUGUCCUCGAACUGUGGCUACUGUGAUCAAAGGUGUUGUUCACUGGUUUGCAGUACAAAGAAAUCUUGCUAUUUAUGAUCCAUAUCUUGGACUGAGGCGUAUAUCCUUGAUUAAACUACCAGCUGGUGAGUUGUCGUAUGAUUAUGAAGAGUCUGUUCUUGGGGAGUCCUCUGAUGGACUUUUGCAGUAUGGUCAAAGCAGUACAUUGGGCAUUGAGAUAUGGGUUCUUGAGAAAGAACAAAGUAGUAACUCAUCCAUAUACAAGAGUACUCAUUCAGGGGAAAGGUGGAUUUUAAGACACAAACUGAAUUUCAGAGCAAUGUGGAAGCAGAAUCCAACUUUCACUGAGCAUUCUAAAGAAUCCCAAAUAUUGUCAUUCCUUCCUCGGAAUUCUGAAUCUGUCUUCAUUAGAUCAGGAUCAAAUAUAUUUCUCUAUGACUUUGAGAGCAAAAGGCUGGAAGUGGUUCAUUAUCAAGGCCGUGGCUCUUCAAUUUCGUGGGAAUCCAGUAAAAUAGUACCGUACUUCAGGCCAACUUGGCCUUGUUCUCCUUAUGUCAAUGAUUUAACAGUAUGACAUGAUUACCUACUAUUUUCAUGGAGAAGUUUCUUAUUGUGGCUCAAGAAAUCCUUACCAGUGACCUUUGUUUGGUUUAGUUGAUUUCAUUUAAGAGUUCAGAGCUUUCCCCUUUGCUGCUA
Molecule: messenger RNA, 1574 nt
Organism: Quercus robur (English oak)
Lineage: Eukaryota; Viridiplantae; Streptophyta; Magnoliopsida; Fagales; Fagaceae
Product: F-box protein At5g03970
Exons: 2
Coding region: 235-1452 (405 amino acids)
Molecular function (GO): protein binding
Source: RefSeq, a predicted model, not a curated record